Molecule: messenger RNA, 5599 nt
Organism: Larimichthys crocea (large yellow croaker)
Lineage: Eukaryota; Metazoa; Chordata; Actinopteri; Sciaenidae
Gene: depdc5
Product: DEP domain containing 5, GATOR1 subcomplex subunit
Exons: 39
Coding region: 298-4356 (1352 amino acids)
Biological process (GO): negative regulation of TORC1 signaling; cellular response to amino acid starvation; positive regulation of autophagy
Cellular component (GO): lysosomal membrane; GATOR1 complex
Molecular function (GO): GTPase activator activity
Source: RefSeq, a predicted model, not a curated record
CACACGUUUCCAUGUUUUGGAGGAAGUACAGCCAGAGCGAGCCAGAUAGCUUAGCAAACCGCUCUCCAUGUCCACCUUUAACACGGUGCUUCUGCCUUAUUUCAACUAUGUGUAUAUAUUUCCAUUGCAAGUAGUAGUUGUAGGGUUGGUGCUGGUGUUAGUUAACUCAGUUAACUAGCCGUGGACUUAAGUUGUAGCAAGUUAGCCACACGCCAGGUUAGCAUGUGUCAACAUCCCGGUGCUGUUUACUGCUAGGAGUUAGAGCUGUGGAGGAGUGAGCGCUCAGCUGGUUUUAUCAUGAAGACCAAUAAGUCUUAUAAACUUGUGCUGCACAAGAAAGGGUUUGGUGGAAGUGAUGACGAGUUAGUCGUCAACCCAAAGGUUUUCCCUCAAGUCAGUCUGAGGGAUAUAAUCGAGAUCGCACACCCCACAGAUGAAUACAGUCCUCUCCUGCUGCAAGUCAAAAGCCUAAAAGAAGAUCUCCAGAAAGAGACAAUCAGUGUGGACCAGGCUGUAGCUCAAGCCUUCAAACUGCGAGCGUACCAGGAUGUCAUUGUUAACAUCGUUGACCCAAAGGAUGUCACGCUGGACCUGGUGGAGCUGACGUUCAAAGAUCAGUACAUCGGCAGAGGAGACAUGUGGAGGCUGAAGAAGAGUCUGGUGAGCACAUGCGCUUACGUGACGCAGAAAGUGGAGUUUGCGGGAAUCAGAGCGCAGGCCAGUGAACUGUGGGUGAAGGGAGAGAAAGUGACCUGUGGGUACAUCAGCGAAGACACCAGGGUGGUGUUCCGAUCCACAUCUGCAAUGGUGUACAUCUUUAUCCAGAUGAGCUGUGAGAUGUGGGACUUUGAUAUCUAUGGUGAUCUCUACUUUGAGAAGGCUGUAAACGGCUUCCUGUCUGACCUUUUUGCCAAGUGGAAGGAGAAGAACUGCAGUCACGAGGUGACGGUUGUACUUUUCUCACGUACAUUCUACAGUGCCAAAACUAUUGAGGAAUUUCCUGAGACUCUGAGAGCGUCCAUCAGACAGGAUCAUGAAGGACGUUUUUAUGAAGACUUUUACAGGGUCGUGGCUCAGAACGAGAGACGGGAUGAGUGGACAUCUUUACUGGUCACCAUCAAGAAGCUCUUCAUUCAGUAUCCUGUGCUGGUGCGGCUGAAAGAAGCAGGUUCUUUUCCUGUUGGUUAUAACUCAACUGCUGCUCAGGGAAACUACCUGGAGGCCAUUAACCUUUCCUUUAAUGUCUUUGACAAGCACUACAUCAACCGCAACUUUGACCGCACUGGUCAGAUGUCAGUGGUCAUCACACCCGGGGUGGGAGUGUUUGAAGUCGACCGCUUGCUUAUGAUCCUCACCAAACAGCGUAUGAUCGACAACGGUAUUGGGGUAGACUUGGUGUGUAUGGGAGAGCAGCCGCUACACGCUGUACCAUUAUUUAAGCUACACAACAAGACGACACCUGGAGAUUCUCGUGUGGGAGACGACUACAACCUUCCUCACUGGAUCAACCACAGCUUCUACACAUCCAAAAGUCAGAACUCUUGUAGCUCCUUCACCCCUCGAAUCAAACUGGCAGGCCACAAGCUUCAUGCUGAGAAAUUCAAAAGCAACAAGGACCACACUCUCUGCUCUCCAAGGGACUCUGAAAACAGCCUGCCUAUACAGGUGGACUAUGAUGCGUAUGAUGCUCAGGUGUUCAGACUACCUGGUCCUUCACGAAUUCAGAGGAGCACCAACUUCAGGAUGGGUCGAGACAAAGAGACGAGUGGGAGGAAGAGCUGGGGCUCUGUAGACAUCAGCGCUGGCAUAGGCGCGUCUCCUCCUGUUCGCUCUGGAGGUCCUGAUGAGCAGCGUAGCCUGGCCUCUGAUGAUAGUCUGGGCCCUGUGUCCAACAUGCUGCUUAUACCCCGCAUGCCUCCCGUUCAGUAUGAAGUCAGCAGCUCACUGGGAUACACCAGCACCAGAGAGUUGUUGGAGAAGAUGAUGGACUCUCAGAGGGACUCAAGUGCCCCGGGAAGGUUCACUGUGGGAAGUGCUGAGUCCACCCUGCACAUCCGUCCAGGAGGUUAUACCCCUCAGAGAGCGCUCAUAAACCCCUUCACCCCAUCCAGGAUGCCCAUGAAGCUCACCUCCAACCGGCGGCGCUGGAUGCACACCUUCCCUGUUGGUCCUUCAGGAGAGGCAAUCCAGAUCCAUCACCAGACCAGACAGAACAUGGCUGAACUGCAGGGCAGCCAGCACAGAGAUCCUGCUCACACCUCAGCUGAGCUGCUGGAGUUGGCCUAUCACGAGGCCACUGGAAGGAGAACAGCCUCAAGGCAAGCCGGAGAGAAUGGUCUUUACAUCGGUGGAGGGAUGGAAGAGUUGACUGGAAGUCCAGGGAGCAACAACAGUGGAACUCUAGCGAACCGCGGCUCCUCAUUUGAAGACUUCUCCGUCAAUGGUGCCGAUCCAACCCUGCUGCUGUCUGCGCCCCCGACAGUGCCCAGCUUUUGCUGCACAGUGGGGGUGGACUGGAAGUCUUUGACCACCCCGGCUUGUCUGCCCCUCACCACCGACUACUUCCCCGACCGGCAGACACUGCAGAACGACUACACCGAAGGCUGCUACGACCUGCUGCCACACAGCGACCUGGAGAGGCGGGAGGAUGAAGCACCUGUGAUGAGUGCGUCUCAGGUGUUUGAGGAGUUUAUCUGUCAGAGGUUGAUGCAGGGGUACCAGAUCAUCGUUCAGACCAAUAACAGGAAACCACAGCCCUCUGUGGCCACACCGCUGGGCAGCAGCCCUCUUUACUCCAGAGGUCUGGUGUCUCUGCGUCGAGCUGAAGAGGAGGAGACUGUUUACUGGCUCAGCAUGGGACGGACCUUCCAUAAAGUUUGCCUCAAAGCUUCAAUGAUCACUGUUACUCGCUACCUGCCCAAGUACCCGUAUGAGUCGGCUCAGAUCCAGUACAGCUACAGCCUUUGUCCUCCACAUUCUGAUGCUCAGUUUGUGUCCUGCUGGGUGGAGUUUGGCCAUGAGAGGCUGGAGGAAUAUAAGUGGAACUACCUGGACCAGUACAUCUGCUCUGCUGGCUCUGAGGACUUCAGUUUGAUCGACUCUCUGAAGUUCUGGAGGACUCGCUUCCUUCUGCUGCCAGCUGGAGGAGCUCGGCGUGUGGCGGACGGGGAGGGGCACUGGGAUGUUUACGGGGAGGGAGCAGGCGCUGGCAUGUGUGGCAGUGGGGACUGGGUCCUGCUGGAUGGCUUCAUCCGCUUCUUGGAGGGCCUCAACCGCAUUCGGCGCCGCCAUCGCUCAGACAGGAUCAUCAGACAGAAGGGCACACCACUGAAAGGACUGCAGGUUACCAGUCCUCUCCCUCCAUAUCCUACCGAGCCUGUGGCGCCCCCACAAGGCAAAAAAGGCACAUCAGCUCUAUCAGCGUUACUGGAGAUGGAGCAGAACCAGAAGACUCUGGACGAGCAGCAGCAGGCGAAGCCCUCAGCAGCCGUCACUGACGUCUCAACUGUUGCAACAGCUCCUACAUAUGUAGACAGUCCCCGCAAGGACGCUGCCUUUAUUUUGGAUUUUAUACGUAGCCCUCGCUCCUCCUACAUCUAUCACUCUCAGCUGCCGGCUGAAGCCAGCGAGGCUGCAGAUAAAGGAGUCCAGCCAGCAGUGACAGCCGGAGCAGCAGCACAGCCUGCAGGAGAGACGGCAGCCAGCAGCAGCACCACAGACACCAGUGGGCAGUCUGCAGCAGGAGCUCUGUCUCUGUCUUCUUCGUCGACACUUAUGGAGAUCCUGGAGGCCAUCAAACAUCCCACGACAGGCGUACAGCUGCUCCCAGAGCAGAAAGGUCUACCGCUCAACUGCUUCAUCAGUGCGGAGGUCGUUCAUUGGCUGGUCAACAAUGCUGAGGGUGUGGCCACACAGGGUAUGGCUGUGGAUAUCAUGCAGAAAAUGCUGGAUGAAGGUUUGGUGGCCCACGCUUCUGGAGAUGCCAUGCGCACCUUUGUCUAUGGAUUCUACUUCUACAGGAUAGUCGGAGAGAAGGACGGCUCCACAUCACAGCCCCCUUCCAUGGCAGCUGGAGGCUGGUCUACUGCAGCCCUGGAGGAUUUCACCCUGUUCCAGAGGAAGUGGUUUGAGGUGGCCUUCGUGCUGGAGGAGCGGCGACCCUGUGACCUCCCGGCCUUCCUCCUGCCUUGGCUGCCCAGUCGGCCAGCCUCCUACGCAAGUAGGCACAGCUCCUUCAGCCGCAGCUUUGGAGGACGCAGCCAGGCCGCCGCACUGCUAGAGAGGUGCUGGACUCGGCUGUCCUCGCAGUGGACUGUAGAUCUGCAUCCAUCUGGUGGUGUGUUCUUCAGGGCGUAGUGCACGAUGAGCUCUAGUUCCAUCCCUCCGUGUGAUGCAUCUGCAUCACGGAUUGAUUCCAUCAAAUUUCUACACCUCCACCGUCCAAUCAGUGCAUGCUGUGUGAUUAGUGUGUAGCUGAUCCUGGAGCAGUAGAUAAUUGGUGUGGUGUUCCAGUGCAUGUUAGUGGCUGUGGUUCAGUAGUGCUGUGGUGUGCAAUGUCCUCACCUGUCGCCUCUCUGCUGGCUUUUUUAAAAUAAAGCACCGUCACAACGUGCUGCGCUGUGUUGUGACGGUGUUUCUGCUUCCUGCGACCACUCGCAGCUUCAUUUGAACAUGCUUCAAUCUUUACAGCUACAACUGAUGAACGCUUUCUCAGUUCGCUUUCUCAGACUGGUUUCCUGUGAGAAUUGUUAAUUAUUAUACCAAGAAACCUCUCUUUGAACUGAGAUAACGCAGACAUUAAGGCUGAUAUAUGUUCCCAUCCGGGCAUCAGAUAAGUCUAAACAUCAUCUGACAAUGUGUAACUCUCACAGCAAAUGACAUCACUGCUCAAAAAACUGAAAACUGACAAAUAACCUGACUCAAAACCAAAUCAUAAAGUGAUUUACAGAAAUUAAACACCAAGACAUGUAUAGAUCAUAGCAGAAUAAGAUUAAUAAAUAACUAAUAUGUCUAUUAUAAUUCAAAUCUAUAAUCAACAUAUUAGUAACAUUUGUCACUGUUGAGAUAAAAGUGAUAAUAUGAGUGCAUGACAUUUUGCUUCUUGAACUUUGGUUUAACAAUGUCUGUAAUUUAUUCAGUUUAUCAAAAUAUCCAGAUUGAAUUCAAUAAAUUUUAUUUCUACAGCUCAAAUCAUAACAAAAGUGAUCUCUUGAUAUUGCCAUACAGAGCAGGUCUAGACUGUACUCUUCAUAAUAUAAUCCAACAGUUCCCACCAUAAGAAAGCACGUGCGACAGUGGAUGUUGUUAUAUAUACAGGGUUUUAUGGAGAGGUGGACUGCCUCACCUGAAAUAAAAUUCAUCCUCAGGAGGAGGAGGAGACACAGCAAAGACCAUUUUUACAAUUUUUUACUGAUCCUUUAAAUGUAGUUAUUAAAGAGUCAUAAACAAAUACAAAAUAAAUGUAUUUAGGUUGAGGUCACUGUGCUGAUCCACAAAUCUCUAGUGACAGGUUCAUUCUUCAGUGUCUAACAUUCAGUCACAAACAUUUCAUCUCCGUCCACGCUCACCACUCCUCUGUCUGCCCGCCUGCCCAUCAUGC